Penicillium canescens is the source of this 1287-nucleotide messenger RNA. RefSeq names its product class I SAM-dependent methyltransferase. The transcript has 2 exons. NCBI's taxonomy places the organism in Eukaryota, Fungi, Ascomycota, Eurotiomycetes, Eurotiales, Aspergillaceae. The record is from RefSeq and is a predicted model, not a curated record. The coding region runs from base 1 to 1287 and encodes 428 amino acids. Gene Ontology annotation, molecular function: methyltransferase activity.
AUGGCCUACAGAAGAGACCCCCGAUUGCUCCCCACUCCCGACCGCGACCCCAAAACCAUGUAUAUGAAUGGGGACGCCCACAUGCGACACCUGCCGCCCAUGAUGACCUCGCCGCCUCCGCCUAAGAGAUACAAGUCAGAUACCCCGAGCGACACGGGUCACUCCAGGUAUUACUCGCACUCCGUCCCGAGUGAGCGAGCCAGUGAGCGAGCCCGGUCACGGCAAGCAUCCACAGCCAUGGACCUGUACACGUUGGUGGAUCGAGACCCGGUCGACAAUGACCCGCGGAGGAACUUCCGUUUUACCAGCAACGGCUCGGUUGCGACGCAAGCGUCUGUAGCGUCCAACGCAUCGCAGCAAUCCCGAUCGUCUCCUGUGGUAAUUUCGAAUCGCCCGAUCCCCGAAAAGUACCCCUGCCAUAAAGAGAACGGCCGGAGUUACCAUGGAUACCGCAAAGGAAUCUACCCGCUCCCAUGCGACGAGGAGGAACAAGACCGUCUCGAUAUCGUCCACAAAGUGGUGACCGUGGCCCGAGCUUCGGAUGGCUUGAUCUAUGCACCACACCCGAAAAAGUCCAAAGUUCUUGACCUGGGUUGUGGUACAGGCAUCUGGAGCAUCGAUGUCGCCAACAAGUACCCGGAUUCCUUUGUUGUUGGAGUCGACAUAGCUCCAAUUCAACCCACCAAUUUCCCCAAGAAUUGCGAUUUCUACGCCCCGUUCGACUUCGAGGCACCCUGGACUAUGGGAGAAGAUUCAUGGGACAUUAUCCACAUGCAGAUGGGAUGUGGGAGUGUCGUGAGCUGGCCCAGUCUCUACCGAAGAGUAUUCGACCACCUUCGACCGGGGGCCUGGUUUGAACAAGUGGAGAUCGAUUUCAAGCCACGCUGUGACGGCCCUUCCAUCAGUGACACCCAUCUGGCGCAUUGGUACAACAAGUUGAAGGAGGCCACCGAAGCCACGCAGCGGCCUCUGGCACAUAGCUCGCAAGAGACCAUCCGCAAUCUGCAGGAAGCUGGUUUCACCGAGAUCGACCACCAGCAGGUGGGCCUGCCGUUGAACCCAUGGCAUCACGAUGAACAUGAGAAGAAGGUUGCUCGUUGGUAUAACCUUGCCAUCUCUGAAAGUGUCCAGCCUCUCAGCUUGGCUCCUUUCAGUCGGGUUUUGGGUUACUCAAAAGAAAAGAUUGAUCAUCUUGCUGCCAAUGUCAAGCGGGAUGCAUUUGACAAGAAUAUCCACAGUUAUAACAUUUUGCACAUUUACCAAGCUCGGAAACCGGUUGCAACCUAA